AGCCGCACACUGCCGGUGCAAGAGUCGCAACACGACGAGAGCCUGCCGAAGGAUUGCGCCAGGGUUCGCGAGCCAAUGCAAUUUUAGAUGAGAAUGAAUCGAGGGAAGCCGAACCCUGUAGCUGAACCGCGUCUCCUGGCUUCAUAAAGAAUCCCUGUUGGUCCUUCGGUGGCGGCUGUCGUUCCCACAAUUAUGUCGCCGGGGCUGCUGCGACCGAGAAGGCCCCUGGCUUGCCAGAAACUCUGCGUUACCCACCAGUUUCUUUCCCUGAGGUGUCACCAAAACCUCCUCGAGACUCUGGCUUUGGAACAUGUCUUGGAGCCACCUCCAGAUCCCGUAGGCUGUAUCUAUGACUGCUAUCUUGCCCCCUUCCCGUCCCGCCAAAGGAACAAAAGAGCUGGCGCUCUACGCAGCCUUCCUGGAUUUCUCUGCGGUGUAUGUACAGGCCGCCCGGCUGGCAAGUUACUGCAGAGCGGACGGUCUGUUGUCACUUCAUAGUUUCGUUUGCAGGAAUGCUGGAUCUAGUGGCAGACACACGGAAGACGAACUGCCACUGGGGAAGAUAGUGAGGCACACCUCGCAGUGCUGUGAAGUUGUAAGAAAGAAAACGUCGCGGGCCGCGGGAGAAACACAACGACUGCGGGGCCAGUAAUGCACUGAAGGCGCUUUCGUUCCUGGGCAUCUUAGCAAACAACUGAGGAACGGGCAUCACACAAAGCAAUGAGAGGCUCCGCUAGAAGGACCGCCCCGGAUGGCGGUGCUGGCAUUUGCUUCGAUGCAAAAAAACGACGGGAAUUCAUUGAAGGAUUUGCGAAGAGAAAGGCUCAGCGGCGUCAAGUUGCGAAGGAACAGGAAGCUCGGCGAGAGAAAGAGGAACGGCGGCACAUGAAGCGGCAGCGCCAAGAGCUCUUGAUGAAACACGUCGCUGAACUCGAAGAGGCACGCAAAAACGCUAGGCGCGCUCACGCAAGAGCUUCUCUGGCUAACCGAAAAGAAUACUCCUCAGAGUCGGUCAUUGGGCAUACCUCCGCGUCAGCAGGGAAAAAAAGGAGGGUAAAGGGUGAGGAAGAAACAUCAAAAAGAAGGCGAGGCGGUGGUGAGCAAGAGAGCGAGCCUUCGGGGCCGAGAGGCAGAAAGGUGAAUGCAUCCGCAGAGAGUGAAGCUGCAGACGCUGUCGAGUUCCAGAGCUACUCUGCGAGCGACUACGGGAGACACCACGAUCGUGAACAUGCCGGCGCCGAUUCGGAGAAGCUCUUUCAUAGUGUAGUCCAGUUUCUUCCGAGUGCCUCGCUGUCAGGGGACGCACGAAGGCUGCCUGGGGACAACGCCGGCAGUGAAAAAACCGCUUCUGCUUCGAAUUCUUCCACGACUCCAGUUGAAAAUCUGACACCGUGGCUGUUGGGAUGUACAGUGACGACCACAUUAGGAUCGUUCUUUCAGCCACGGCCGGACUGUCCUUCACUCUCGGCGACAAUCGAGUCCAAGAAAGACCAUGUGAACGCUGGCCCGUCGACUGCUUUGUCUUUUGCGGAGAAGCAGAGUCAAAUUGCCUCGAAAAACCGAGCGGGAGAAGAUCCGCGUUCCGCUCCCCAAGAAACGCAAGAUGGAAAUGUAGUGGGCGCCGCCCGAGGCACCACGGUCCGGGAAGACCGUGCCUCUGCGCGCGUGAAGCAGGCGACAGGAAGGAAGACAAAAGGCGGGAAGUCACGGAUGCGUCCGAAAAAGGGUAAAGGAAAGAGAGGCAAACAAAAGAGAGGACGGGGGCGACAGUGAAGGGAGCCCGUGAAGCAGCGGAUGCUUUUUUCUCAAGAGGGAAACGAGAAGCAGACACGAGAGAGAGCAAUUAGACGUCACUUCGCUUUCUAGCGUUAGGUGUAAGAGCUGUGGGGCCUUCACACGCAAGCAGGUCGUAGUGGAGCUUUUUGUGCGUGCGGUGGCUCAUGGCGUCCUCCCGUUCCGUGAAAGGCACAGGUUUGGACGGGACAGCUUUUCUUCGCUGAAAUAGAAGCUGUGUCUGACUCUUCUCGACAGAAAACGGCAGCGGUCAUCCAAGGUUCAGCUCUUCUCAUUUACUGCACUUCAUCUGCAUCUUCUUGUCGGACCAUAAACAUGGAAUUGAACGGUUUUUCUAGGUUUGAACUCUGCUCUCUGUAGCGAGCAGCGCCGCAUUACGGUUCUCAGACAGCGGUAUGCGUUCCUCUGUUCAUCUCCCAGGGGAAGAAGCUAA
This is a messenger RNA of Toxoplasma gondii ME49, 2227 nucleotides long. RefSeq lists its product as hypothetical. The record is from RefSeq and is a predicted model, not a curated record. NCBI's taxonomy places the organism in Eukaryota, Apicomplexa, Conoidasida, Eucoccidiorida, Sarcocystidae. Bases 721 to 1773 code for a protein of 350 amino acids. The transcript has 5 exons.